Triticum turgidum subsp. durum (durum wheat) is the source of this 1266-nucleotide messenger RNA. The record is from the annotation of a GenBank genome assembly. Lineage: Eukaryota; Viridiplantae; Streptophyta; Magnoliopsida; Poales; Poaceae.
AUGGCGAGAUUUCGUGUUAGCUUCUUCAGAUUGAUUCAAGGGUUCAACAACGACGACUACAACUCCAGAGCAUUUUCCUUUAGGGGCACGUGCAUGAUGACUUACCGGCUGUCAUCGAUAAGGUUGGAUACCGUUGAGGUCAGUGCAGGUAUAAGAAAGGCUGAGAGACGAGAAAACGGUUGUCCCGUGGCUAUCGAAUUAAGAACGAUAACAGGACUUGUAGGUUCUCGUGCAAUUCUGGAUCAUGUGACAAAAACAGGAUCUUUGGAUGACAUCAAUGUUGUCAACCGAUCACCACUGAUGAAUAAGAUUGCAAAUGGUGAUUUGCCACUGGUGCAGUUUGUAGCAAAUGACCGUACAUACAACUAUGACUAUUAUCUAGCGGAUGACAUCUAUCCAAAGUGGCAAACCUUUGUGAAGCCGUUGAAAAAGCCGGAAGGCAAAGUUUUAUCUGUCAAGGUUAUAGAAGGGCUGGGCGUGGCGAGAGUGGUGGAUUCCACUCAUCCGGGGUUCGUUGCCGGUGACAUUGUUUCGGGAAUGACUGGCUGGGAGGAAUACAGCUUGAUUGACAAGCCUGAACAGCUGAACAAGAUUCAGCAAAGUGGCAUACCACUCUCCUACUAUUUGGGGCUUCUCGGCAUGCCUGGUUUUACAGCUUAUGUUGGAUUCUAUGAAAUUUGCUCGCCGAAGGAAGGAGAGUUUGUCUUUGUUUCUGCUGCAUCGGGAGCAGUUGGCCAGAUUGUUGGUCAACUUGCAAAGCUCCAUGGCUGCUAUGUUGUCGGAAGUGCUGGAACAAAUGAAAAAGUUAAACUCCUAAAAGAUAAGUUUGGAUUCGAUGCAGCUUUUAAUUACAAAGAGGAGCCUGACUUGACUGCAGCCCUAAAAAGGUACUUUCCUGAAGGUAUCGACAUCUACUUCGAGAAUGUAGGAGGACCAAUGCUAGAUGCUGUACUCCUUAACAUGCGGAUGCAUGGUCGCAUAGCAGUAUGUGGGAUGGUCUCCCAGCACGGCAUGACUGAUCCUGCAGGGAUCCACAACCUCUUCUGCCUGGUGCCAAAACGGAUUAGUAUGAAGGGCUUCAUCCAGAGUGAUUACAUCAACUUAUUCCCACAGUUCCUCGAUUACAUGACCAAGCAUUACAAGGAUGGCAAGAUUGCAUAUGUAGAAGACAUGAGCAUUGGGCUAGAGAACACACCAGCUGCCUUUGUUGGUCUAUUCAGCGGUAAAAAUGUGGGCAAACAAGUCGUGUGUGUGUCACAAGAGUGA